AGAUGCCUGGGAUGUUUUGAGAUUAGCAUCUUAUCAAAAGUUGUAGCAGUAAUGAGUCAUAAUACACUGGUAACUCUGUGGACAUUGUUGUCUCUGGUUCCGAUCUCCACCUGCGUCGACCUCACCUACCAUGUGGAGGAGGAAAAGAGUGAAGGAAGCUUUUUAGGAGAUAUUGCAUCGGAUUCACAUUUGCUACACAAUGUACAUCUGGAGGAUCACCAUUUGAUUACAUUUAGUCAACUUCUGCGUAGCACCACCAAAAGUUCAGGGCUGUUCAAUGUUUCAAAGACAGGAAAAUUAUUUACGGCUAGAAAGCUGGAUGCUGAGUCUCUUUGUAUGUACAACACAGAAUGUUUCAGGAUAGUGAAAGUUGCUGUUAAAAGAGCUGAAACAUUUAUGAAAAUACUUAAAAUCAAGGUAAUAUUAGAAGAUAUUAAUGACCAUAAACCUCAAUUUCAAAAGAAAGAAAUAACAAUAGAAUUUUCUGAAGAUGAUAGCAAAGGAGCCAGAAGAUCAUUACCUAAUGCUGUAGAUAAAGAUGUAGGGCUUUUGAAUUCACAGAUUACAUAUCAGUUAAAGAAAAAGAAAGAUGAGCCAUUUACAUUAACAGUUUCUAAGAACCUGGAUGGCACCUCAGAAUUGUCCAUCAAUUUAGGAGAACGACUAAAUCGAGAAGUAAAAGAUAUUUAUUCACUUCAAGUAAUUGCAAAAGAUGGAGGAUAUCCUACAAAACAAAGUAUUCUAGGUGUAAAGAUUUCAGUUACUGAUGUCAAUGAUAAUGUUCCUAUUUUCUCACAGAAUAUCUACAAUGUUUCAAUAAAAAACGAACUACAUCAAGAAGCCCCUAUUGUUGUUCUCUCAGCAAAAGAUAUGGACAUUGGAGAAAAUGCAAAUAUCACUUAUCACUUUACACUGAAAACAUCAGAUAUUGCUAAAGAUCACUUUAAACUCAAUAAACAAACCGGAGAAAUUUUCCUACAAAAGAUAUUUGCAUUGGGUCAAACAUUGGUUCAUAAGCUAUUCGUUCGAGCUACUGAUGGAGGACGACCUCCUUUGAGUUCAAUUGCAAUGGUUGUUGUUAAUGUGGUGAACCAGCAAAAUAAUGCACCAAAUAUAGAUGUGAACUUUGUUAGCGCAUUAACUGAAAACAGAGUGGCUAUUUCUGAAGAUAUCAAAAUAGGCAGUUUCAUUGCUUAUGUAAUGGUCACUGAUAAUGAUAUUGGAGAGAAUGGUGAAGUCACUUGUGAUCUAAAGCAUAAAACCUUUCAGCUUUUAAGUUUAGGGUCCAAAGAAUAUAAAGUAAUUGUAAAACAAGCUGUUGAUAGGGAGAAAGAGGAUAAUUAUGAUAUCACAAUAUCUUGUCAAGACAAAGGUACCCCACCCUUAAAAACAGAGAGCAAGUUCUCAAUUCAAGUAUUAGACGUCAAUGACUUAAGGCCACAGUUCUCAAAACAAACUUUCAAAUUUUUGACCUACGAAAACCAGAAACCAAAUUUUCCAAUUGGCUUUAUUAAUGCCACUGAUCAAGACACAGGAGUUGGAGGAGAGUUAACUUAUUUCUUAUUAGAAAGCAAUAAAAAUUACCUUCCUUUUAAAAUUACAAAAAAUGGUUUUAUAUCAACUACAAGAACAUUAGAUUGUGAACAAAAAGAAAUUUAUAAAUUUAAAGUUUUAGUAAAAGACAACGGAAUUCCUUCUUUAAACAACACAGCAAAUGUUAUUGUUGAAGUUAUGGACGAGAAUGACAAUGCUCCAUAUUUUGUUUUCCCUAACAUUAAUCCUUUCAGUCUUGAUAUUUUUUAUCAUCCUCAGUCAAAGAAUAAUAUUACUGUUCUGAAAGCUUCUGACAGAGACAGUCGAAUGAAUGCUUUUCUCAGGUAUGAAAUAGUGGGAGGAGAUGACAAGCUGAUGUUCAAAGUGAAUCCUUACACUGGUCACUUGUCAUUCUCUCGUCCAAUUUACCAAACUGAUGCUGGGACAUACAGGCUAAAAGUAGCUGUCAAAGAUAAUGGUACUCCCACACUAUCAGCAACAACUACACUGUCUUUGAAAGUCAUAUUAAGCAAUAACACAUCAGAAAUGCUCACUGCAACAUACAAACAAACAGAUGGAAUGAUAAAUCUUAAUUUAGCCAUUGUUAUUGUUGUUGUAGCAGUAAUAUUAUCAGUGGCUCUUGUUAUUUUCAUAACAGCUUGUGUUGUCAGAUACAACAAUUUGAAAAAUACCUCUCAUGGGGCAAAAUUAAAUCAUAUGAAUAAGUUUUGUAGAGAAAAGAGGAACUUAAUAUCAGAGACAAGUAAUUCUAUUGUGACAUUAAGAAGUCCAGAUGACAUAAGAAGUAGCCAGAUGUUUAGAUCACGCAGUCAACUUUAUCCAGAUGUUGAAUCACAAAACGACUGGGAUUCCUCUUCAUCCAGAACAUUACCAGCAACUACUCAGAUGUGUAUCCAGCGAAUAGCAACUACAGACAGCAUACUAGAAGAUAGUACACUUAUGAUUCCAAGUCUUAGGAGAGAGACUCUGUCUUCUCAUACUGAUUUCGGACAUGGUUGGAGUGAAGGUGACUCCGGAGAGUAUGAAGAGAUUCCAGAUUCCUGCACUCCAUUGGUGAACAAGCCCAGAUCUAAUCUACAACCCAUAACCGUUAUCAAACCUUUAUGAAAGAUGUAUAUUCAGUUGCUUUAGAGUCUACCUAAAACAAGUUUUAAAGAGAACACCCAAUAAAGCCAAACACUAUGAAAUUGUUGUUGAUAAAAAUAAUUGGUAUACUGUUCCAGAUAUGAUAGAAGCUGAGAAUAUAUAUAUUUCCAGCUUGUCAUUUUUUUUGUUACUAUAUUGAUAAUAUUGUUCUGUCUGUAUGCCAAACUAUAUCAUUAAUACAUUCCAUUCAAACAAUACAGUGUAAAUAUCAUACGCACUCACCCUGUAACAUAUGUUGUACUAUCCCAGCCUUAUAAAUGUAAUUUUCUGAUCAAAUCUGAAAUGUAUGGAGGACAAUGUUUUAUACAAUACCUAUAACUAUAAAAAAAAAUUGAAAAAAAAGUGAUAUAGCCUUUGAUAUAACUUGUACAUAACACUAAUACUUGUUUAUGUUCACAAACAUUUUUUCGUCUUUUAUUUUAACGGAGUUCAUAAGUUGAAGGCAGCAUGGAUGAAGUUCUUUACAAAUACUUAAAGAAAGAAAAAAAAAAACAACAAAAAAACAAAAAACAAACUAAAGAAUUGAAGUACAUCUCGAAAACUUCAAAACAAAAAAAAAAAGAAAGAAUAAAUAAAAGCGAAAAAAAAACCCAAAAAACAAGAGCACAUACAUAUUCUGUAAUUAUAUACAUAUCAGACCUUUGAAGGCAUUUGUUGAAAUUAUAUAUUAAAAAAAAAAAAUUCUGAUUGUAAAAGAUGAAACAGAAGAAGGUUCUUGAGCUUAGUCUGAUAUCCAAAACUAAUGCACUGUAAGGCACCAACACACUCAAUAUAUUUGUAAAGAAUAAUAGCAGAUCUUUACUUGUUAUUGCCAUACUAUCGAACUUUUGAAUACAAUAACCAAACCUAUCAAACCUACAUCAAUUUAGAAACCAUGCGGCAUUCAAUAACUGUUCCCCGGCCAAUUGAAGCAGUAAUACGCUGUUAGAGUCAUUAAAUUUGCAAAACUAAAUGUCUGUAUUAUUGGAUUGGAGAGUUUCUUUUGUGGACAGGAAGUGAAAUUCAGCUAAACAUUUGUUAUAAACAAGCCAAAGUCAUGAAUGUUUCCCUCAUCAAGUAUUUCAUGUAUUUCCAAGACCAAAUUACCAGAAUUCAAGGCAAAAGUGUCAAGAAUUUUUUUUUCUCUGAAAAGCUUUAUUCUGAGGACGACACAACUGUAAUUAUUUUGACCAAUUCCCAGAGAUAUUUGGUAAAAGUGAUGCAUAUUUCAAUAGGACAACCACUUCAUUUUGAUGGACAACACAUCAACCAACCAUAAGAAUCAAAUCACUCACUAAUCUCCAGUUUUAUUUCCCCCCCACCCACCUACCACCACUACCAUUAUUAAUCAUUACAGAAAUAAGGAAUAAAAAUUUAAAAAAAAAAAAAUUUUUUUUUUUUUUUUGCAAAAAAAAAAGAAAAUCCUCAGAAGAACACUUGAAGAAGAACUUUGCCGACUGAACUUCUGGAAUAAAUUUAGCUUGACUUUUUUUAUAAGGGACCCAAGUGUAGAAGAAGAAGAAGAAGAAGAAGAAGAAGAAGUCAAAAAAAAAAAAAGAAAAAAAAAGAAAAAAAUUUCUAUAUAAUUUCUAAACUCGAGCUUUUUUAAAGUUCAGUGCUUCACUGUAAGGAUGACUAUUUUCAACUUUGGCAGUAUGUAACAUUCACAAGGAACAUAGUGUUUUAUUUCCGGAGUUUGUUUUUUUUUUUUUUUAAUUCUUGUUCUUGUUUUUGUUUUUUGUUUUGUUUUGUUUUGUUUUGUUUUUUCUGUUCUGUUUCCGUUUCCACCAUUAGGUGUUGCUAUUACCUUACCUUGUAAAUGAUGUAUCCUGGUUAAGGUGAGUAUAUUCGUACUUAGCAGUUAAGUGUUGAAGUCUUGAAGACGAGUAUAGCUUCCAUUGUCAGCCAGACUGUACUGUUAAAAAAAAAAAAACAACAUAUUUAUGCCAAACACUUCAUCAACUAAACAACUCCCACACCUCUAGGACAUUUUGGUAAACAACCACAAACAUACAUACAUACACACACACAACAAAAUACAUACAUAGAUACACACGCAUUUACACAUACAUCCACUCGUACACACACACACACACACACACACACACACACACACACAUGCAUAUAUAUAUAUAUUUAUACAUACUACAGCAUUUACUAAAAACUCUCCCUCGCACAUUACAAAACUAUGCAAAUUCAACAGACCAAAA
Octopus sinensis (East Asian common octopus) is the source of this 4889-nucleotide messenger RNA. RefSeq names its product protocadherin beta-16. Gene Ontology annotation, biological process: homophilic cell-cell adhesion. NCBI's taxonomy places the organism in Eukaryota, Metazoa, Mollusca, Cephalopoda, Octopoda, Octopodidae. The record is from RefSeq and is a predicted model, not a curated record. The transcript is spliced from 5 exons. Gene Ontology annotation, molecular function: calcium ion binding. Gene Ontology annotation, cellular component: plasma membrane. The coding region runs from base 52 to 2661 and encodes 869 amino acids.